This is a messenger RNA of Wallemia mellicola CBS 633.66, 1132 nucleotides long. RefSeq lists its product as hypothetical. The transcript has 2 exons. The record is from RefSeq and is a predicted model, not a curated record. The coding region runs from base 105 to 857 and encodes 250 amino acids. NCBI's taxonomy places the organism in Eukaryota, Fungi, Basidiomycota, Wallemiomycetes, Wallemiales, Wallemiaceae.
CUCAAAUCCCCUUCAGAUCCAUUUGUGCCUCAACAGAGUCGCACCGAAUACGCACAAAGCUUCUUAGACGUCUUCCUAAGGAUAUCAAUACAGAUAGCUACUAUAUGACAGUUUACCCUGGUGAGCUCUUGGCUUUGUUUAAUGGCUCUGCUACAGUUAGUCUAGUAUCACACAAACCUAGCAUCAGAGACGUUGAGGAAUACGAAGAUUGGGUAUAUGUUGGCCAUUCUGUAGCAAUGCUCCUUAUCGCUCCGAAAUACAAGGAUGGUCUUUUUCGUAAGCUUAGAAGUCUCAACUACGCGAUUGAGCUUGCUCCGUAUAGAUGCGCUUUCAUUAAAGGAAAUCAAAUCACUUUGAUGUCCAUUCUUGUCCAUUGCUUGGAGGCGAUACGUUGUAAUGCUGUUAGAAUUCAAGCCUACGGUUUAAAAGCUCCUAUUAAUCUUUCAGAAGAACUUAUUACUUUUCGUUCGCCACAUCCACAUCGACACACUAAUUCAUUUGAUAUCGGUGUCACCGAGAGACCAGAUAUUACCGGCCUAGCUCUCCUCAAAGGAGUAAGGCCACUGGUAGUAACGUUUCCCAUCUGUGCUCCAGCUGGAAAGGGCUAUGGUACCGUUCGUUUGGAAACAAAAGUUUCGCAAAAAUUCAUAGACCCUUUCGCACUUAAAGACCAAAUGAUAGAGACCAAGAUGUAUUCAAAAGUAGCACAUGUUAUCAAAUCAUUUGGAUGCAAGUAUCCUUUAUUCAAGGCGAAAACUAUAAAUGUAUUAAAAAGAGAUAUAAUUCGGCUAAGCAAACCUUUGAAAAAAUCCGCAACAAAUCUGAUGAAGACAUUCAAGGUUACAGUCCCAAUCUAGGCCACAAAAACGGGAUCCUCGAAAAUGAGAGAAGAGCAGAUAUUCACUGAAUGGACGUGCAGGAAUAACCUGGUAGUAUUCUUGUGGCUGUAGCUGAGAUAUGGAAAUGCUCACCUAUGACCAUAGGGUUAGGUUACGGUUACGGAUUGGUUGGUUAGGUUUUAGGUUACAAAAUACUAUCAAAAGAUCGUUACUAAAAUGAAAAUUUUCAAAAUAAGACAUCUUAAAAUACUGCCUAAAUCAACCGGAAGUUUGUCACUCUCUUCCUUACGAAC